This is a messenger RNA of Cricetulus griseus (Chinese hamster), 1886 nucleotides long. NCBI's taxonomy places the organism in Eukaryota, Metazoa, Chordata, Mammalia, Rodentia, Cricetidae. The record is from RefSeq and is a predicted model, not a curated record.
UCGGGUCAGAGUCUGUGGGGUGCAAUGACUGUUGAGUUAUUAUUACUCUUCGCAUUCUGACAGUGCCCCGGGGCGCCUAAACUCCUGCUCUCUAGCGUCCAACUGAGAUCGGCUCGGGGGCGCUACUCCGAAAAUUCAGGCAGAAGCGGAGGAAGAUUGUCAUUCUGAUGCUGUCAGAGUGGGUGAUGAUGAAAAUGAGAGUCCCGCUGAGAGAGACCUGCAGGCACAGCUUCAGAUGUUCAGAGCUCAGUGGAUGUUUGAACUUGCCCCAGGCGUAGGUUCCAGCAAUUUAGAAACUCGGCCUUGCAGAGCAGGAAGAGGCUCCAUACUGAAAGCAGCUGCAGACACCAAAGGAAGGCAGGAACUGGCAAAAGAAGAAAAGGCUCGAGAACUCUUUCUGAAAGCAGUAGAAGAAGAGCAAAACGGAGCUCUCUAUGAAGCCAUCAAGUUCUACCGUAGGGCUAUGCAACUUGUACCUGAUAUUGAGUUCAAGAUUACUUAUACCCGGUCUCCAGAUGGUGAUGGCGUUGGAAACAGCUACAUUGAAGACAAUGAUGAUGACAGCAAGAUGGCAGAUCUCUUGUCAUACUUCCAGCAGCAGCUCACAUUUCAGGAGUCUGUGCUCAAACUGUGUCAGCCUGAGCUUGAGACCAGUCAGACUCACAUAUCAGUUCUGCCUAUGGAGGUCCUGAUGUAUAUCUUCCGAUGGGUGGUAUCAAGUGACUUGGACCUCAGAUCGUUAGAGCAGUUGUCACUGGUGUGCAGAGGAUUCUAUAUCUGUGCCAGAGACCCUGAAAUAUGGCGUCUGGCUUGCUUGAAAGUGUGGGGUAGAAGCUGUAUGAAACUCGUCCCAUACUCAUCGUGGAGAGAGAUGUUUUUAGAACGGCCUCGUGUUCGCUUUGAUGGUGUGUACAUCAGUAAAACUACAUAUAUCCGCCAGGGAGAGCAGUCACUGGAUGGUUUCUAUAGAGCCUGGCACCAAGUGGAAUACUACAGGUACAUAAGAUUCUUUCCUGACGGCCAUGUGAUGAUGUUGACAACCCCCGAGGAGCCCCAGUCCAUUGUGCCCCGUUUAAGAACUAGGAACACCAGAACGGAUGCAAUUCUGCUGGGUCAUUAUCGCUUGACACAAGAUGCAGACAAUCAGACCAAAGUAUUUGCUGUAAUAACUAAGAAAAAAGAAGACAAACCACUUGACUAUAAAUAUAGAUAUUUUCGUCGUGUUCCUGUACAAGAAGCAGAUCACAGUUUUCAUGUGGGGCUGCAGCUGUGUUCCAGUGGCCACCAGAGGUUCAACAAACUCAUCUGGAUCCACCAUUCCUGUCACAUCACUUACAAAUCAACUGGUGAGACUGCAGUCAGUGCUUUUGAGAUUGACAAGAUGUACACCCCCUUGUUGUUCGCCAGAGUGAGGAGCUACACUGCAUUCUCUGAGAGGCCCCUGUAGAGCCUCACCAGCAUAUCACUGCUGCAUGAGCAGAAGCCUGGAGCGCCAGCAUACCUAAGUUAUAUGUACAUACAUGGAGUUGGAACUUAUUUUAAGUUGUUGGAAUUCCUUUAAGAAGAGUAUAAAUUAUUUUUUUUAUUUAAAGGGGUAGUUGAUUCUUGGGGUAAUUUGUUUUGAAAUUAGAAGUUGUUAAGUACAUUUAUGUUAUAAUAAACCUUAAUGUGGGGUUUAAAUCAUGUUUUCAAGCAGGUUUUUGAGCAGAUCUGUCACGUACGCUGCCUUGUGCUUGAACACCCUCAUACUCACCUUUGUCAGGGAGCACACUGGAUAGUAUUUAUUCCCGCAUGACUUAGCGUCUUUGCAUCAGACUCCAUUGUGAAACCUGUUCUGGAUUUGUUUGAGCUGUUUAAUAAAGAUCAUAAACAAAUGUUUCUUUCAA